Molecule: messenger RNA, 2504 nt
Organism: Lolium perenne
Lineage: Eukaryota; Viridiplantae; Streptophyta; Magnoliopsida; Poales; Poaceae
Molecular function (GO): protein binding
Source: RefSeq, a predicted model, not a curated record
CAAGCCACAAACGCAAGAUCGCCACAUUCAAAUGGACCUGAACACCAGAAGCUUGCAAUCUAGCAACGGCAAGAGCAAGUCGAAAACCAUGGCCAAGAUCCUAGAGGAAGAAGCGGAGGACGAAGCUGAAGAUCUGAGCUCAAGCUGCGGCUGCUUCUUCUGCACCAUGAAGCAGCCGGACGCCCGACUCCGGCGCGCCAGCGUUGCCGCAUUCUUCCGUGAGCUUCCCUACCGCGAAGACGACGAUGGCGGGGCGGUGGCUGCCGUGUGGCGCGCGGCCAUGGAAGCGCCCGACGACCCCGAGCUCCCGUCGCUCGGUGCCAUCCGGUGCAUGUCCCUCCUCCUCGCGCGCGCCGUCGACGACGCGGCUUGGCGCCGCCGCGGCCAGAACGCGUGCGUGCCGUACUACGCCGCACAUGUCCUCGGAUCCUACACCAUACGCUCAUCCGCGCACGCCGAGCUCGCCGUGGCAGCCGGCGCCGUGCGCCCCCUGCUAGCCCUCCUCGGCGAUGCGAUGACGUGGGUCGAGAGGCGCGCCGCCACGCGCGCUCUGGGCCACCUCGCCAGCUACGACGCCACGUAUCCUGCUGUCGCGCGGCACGCCGCCGAGGCAGUGCCGCUCGCCGUGCGCGCCGCGUCCACAUGCGUCAGUGACGUGUAUACGAACUACGUCGCACUGGCGCCGAGCAAGAGACCAAAGUACCAGCGGGAACUCUUGACGCGCGGGCUCCAUGGCGGCGUCGGCGCCGAGGACCGGAAAGCCGAGGAGUGGGCAAGCCAGCUCCAGUGCUGGUCACUCUACUUCCUGAGCUGCCUCGCCUCGCGAGACCCGUCAUCUCAUGUUCUGAUAUGCCAGGACACCGUCUUCUCGCGCGAGCUGUGCCGGAUGUGGGGUGGCCUGGCGAACGGCGACUCGCCCGCCGGUGUCGGGCUGCUUCGACUGCUCUGCCGAAGCGCCGUCGGCCGUGACGCCAUCGCAGCGUGCCCGGACGCGCUCUCCGGCCUCUGCGACCUGGCCCGGUCGUCAGACGACUGGCAGUACAUGGCCAUCGACUGCUUGCUCCUUCUCCUCGGCGACCGCGACUCUUGGCACGCCGUUGCCGAUGCCACAGCGCCAUAUCUCGUCGAUCUUGCUGAGCUCCGGCGUCUUGGUCCACGGCGACGACUUGGCGAUGCCAUAACCAGCGCACUGCUUCUUGGCGAUGACGACCAUGCUUCCCUUGGCGAGUUACGCUCGGAAGCAAGGGAAGCAAUUGCUAGCUUAAGGGGGGCAAAGAUCGAGAGAAAGGAGAUGGAAGGAUCAAUGUCCAGGGACGAGCUGCUUCAGAGAAAGCUUUUGGCCAAGGAGAAGAAGAGGCAAGGCAACGAUAUGUUCUGGCACGGCGAGGUGGAGAGAGCCAUCGAGCUGUACACAGAGGCGCUGGAGCUGUGCCCGCUGAGCGGGAGGCGGGAGCGCCUCGUGCUGCAUAGCAACCGUGCGCAGUGCUGGCUCGCGCGGCGCGAGGUCGACGCGGCGGCGAGCGACGCCACGCGUGCGCUCUCGCUGGCGCGGCCGGCGAACGCACACGCCAGGAGCCUGUGGCGCCGCGCGCAGGCGUACGACAUGAAGGGAGGAAUGGCCAGGGAGAGCCUCCUGGACUGCCUGGCCUUCGCUGGCGCGUGGCUCGAUGGCCGGAAGCAAGGGAGGCAGCGGGCGGCGGCGCGCGGAGCGAACCUGAAGAAGCUGCCGUACUGCGUCGCCCGAAUGAUCGGUAAGCAGAUGAGCGUGACGGGGCUCUUCGCCGGCGUGUCGGAAGACGGUGGCAAGGUAGGAAGGGAUGAUCGCAUGCCACGGUGCAGCGACGGCGAUGAUGGCGGCGACGAGGACGAGAAAGAUGCCGAUGGCGACGACGGUGAUCAUGAUGAAAGCGAGGAGGAGUUUUAUGAGACUGAACUGAGGUUUUGUAGAUCAGGUACCGGUUUGCCGAUCAUGGCAGAGGAGACUUGGAGCAGCAGAUUGGCCCGUAGGAAGAAGACAUGAAGGCUAGACAGUUUGUUAUCUCAUGAUCCUCCAUCCUUUCUAAGCUACUCAGAGCUAAAUUUCGGUCUUUACCCAUUCAAAAUAAAACCGUUCGUUAGCUGCCUCGGUCAACAAUAGUGAAUUGGCUAUAUUUUUAUGUGGAUGACCUUAAAAACCCAAAGCUUAUGUGAAUUGGCUACAUUUUGAUGUGGAAAAUCACCUAUAUGCUUUGUUUUUUCAAGGUCCACCACUACAGGAAAAUGCAUUUUUGCGGUUGUUUGCCAAGUAUUUUUUAGCCAGAGCUCAGCAAACAGCUUAUAUGCCGAGUUAGGAACAAAAAACACGCGGCAGAGUAUAUUGGUUUUGGAUUUGCCGAGUAUUUCCGAUACUCGGCAGCUAAGUCAUUUCCCGUAGUGACCUAAAUGCUUUGCGUUUUGAAGAUCAAUGUGAUCAACGACUACUCAAUCUUGUAUGGGACUUGUCUGUGUUAAUCAUAUGCAUGUGU